CACUAUAUAAUAAUCACUCAAAACUUCUAACAUCCCUCAUCACAUUGCGCAAUCCCCAUUUUUAAUUGUUGUUGGCAGCUGAAAUCAGCUACUGCAAUUCGCUUUACAGAUUUGUGAAAGAGUUUGAAGUCUUUAAUAGGUUCAUUGUCGAAGCCGUUGAAGAAACGAUGUUAGCUGCCAAUAUGCGCCCGAUUAGUCCUUUACCAGCAGUUCUUGAAAAAACUAGUAGUUUUGCUCUUUCAUGGCAAAAUGCAGCGCCUUUGGCCAAAUUCAAGCCCAGCCGUAUAAGCACAAGCGUCAGAUCGUCUUUACAUUCGAUUGUAGCUCCAGAAGUUGAUCAAGACUUCACUUCUGCUCAAACCCGAGUGAAGAUUUUAUCCGAAGCAUUGCCCUUUAUCCAGAAAUUCCGUGGCAAGACCAUUGUUGUUAAGUAUGGAGGAGCAGCGAUGAAAUCCGAGGCCCUGCAGGCUUCUGUGAUUGCUGACGUUGUGCUUCUUUCCUGUGUCGGCCUCCGUAUCGUAUUCGUCCAUGGAGGCGGGCCCGAGAUCAACCAGUGGCUCGGAAAACUGAACAUCGAGCCAAAUUUCCUCAACGGGCUCCGUGUCACUGAUGCAUCGACCAUGGAGAUCGUGUCGAUGGUGUUAGUUGGUAAAGUGAACAAGCAGCUCGUCGCGCUGAUCAACCAAGCUGGCGGUACCGCAGUCGGGUUAUCGGGAAUCGAUGGCCGACUCUUGACGGCUCGGCCCUCUCCAAAUGCCUCGCAGCUCGGUUUCGUUGGCGACAUUGCGAGUGUCGAUCCCACGAUAAUCCGGCCGCUCAUUGACAACAACCACCUCCCCGUGAUCGCCUCGGUCGCUGCUGAUGCAACCGGACAGGCCUACAACAUCAACGCGGACACGGCGGCAGGUGAGCUGGCGGCGGCGCUGGGGGCGGAGAAGCUGAUAUUGCUGACGGACGUGGCCGGGAUACUGGAAGACCGAAACAACCCGGAGAGUCUGGUGAGGGAGAUCGACAUCAAGGGAGUGAAGAAGAUGAUUGAAGAGGGGACGAUAGCUGGUGGGAUGAUCCCGAAGGUCAACUGCUGCGUGAGGUCACUGGCGCAAGGUGUUCGGACAACUAGCAUCAUCGACGGGCGGCUGAAGCAUUCGCUACUCCUUGAGAUUUUGACUGAUGAAGGCGCUGGGACGAUGAUCACUGGAUAAGUAUUACUGGUAAACUAAUAGUAAUGCUUUAUGGUUUAUGUCAGUUUUUUAUUUCAUAUUUGGAAAUGGAAUUUGUUUGAGAAUUUCUCAUGCUUUUGCUUGCUUAUCAUACGCAUAACUGUUUCUAACUUUCUAUUUCAACAGAAAGAUAGAAUCAAAUUACAGGGGACAAAAGGUGAAUUUGAAUUCUACCUUUCACUAGUUUGAAGCUGAUUCAUGAAAAAACUUGCAUCUAUCCUUGUAAUGACGCCUUCAUAAGGCAAAGUUUCGAAAUUUUUCUGCUGCUUUUUCAUGACCUUGCUGGUGAAUUCGUCGACUCCCUACUGCAUUCGUAUUCUGAAUAUAGUAAAUGCGGCUUUGCUGCGAGUAUCCCAUAUUUUCCUUGAAUGUUUGCCUCUGUACUGGAAACUCGGGAUGAUUGGGAUUCGAAGAAAAGCUCCGAGGUUUGUUCAGAUCGUGUUCACUCUCUGCAAGUUGAAGUUGAUAGCCAUUAAGGGUUGUUAGUAUAAAAGUGAGUUUGUUUAUCAGAUUGUCUAGCUUUCUUUCUAGUGUUCUUGUUUAGAUUUGGAUGCUCGUUUCUUGCAGCCCUGAUGGUCGAUGGAUACCAGUGAAGCGAAUCACAUGAACAAAACCCGAGACUAAGAACAUGAUAAUCUAUGAUGUUCAAAUCUGAUCUGUGUUUUGUUCAACUAAAGAGGUGUACUUACCUCGUCGACCUCUGCAUUUUUCGCUUUUCCUCCUGUUGCGCAUUUCUAACAAAAUUCUUCCUUUCUCCUUCAUCGUCGAAUUCUAUCACGAUCUACAGAAAGUGAUCGAAGAAAUCAAGAAAGAAAUCAUAUUAGUCCAAAAUGUACAGCUAUUUAUCUUUGUGAUUGUAUACCAAAGACUAUAUCAAGGUUUAUGUCAUUCAUAUCUUUAAGAUCCCAAA
Salvia splendens (bonfire salvia) is the source of this 2130-nucleotide messenger RNA. Its product is annotated as acetylglutamate kinase, chloroplastic. The coding region runs from base 168 to 1202 and encodes 344 amino acids. Lineage: Eukaryota; Viridiplantae; Streptophyta; Magnoliopsida; Lamiales; Lamiaceae. Gene Ontology annotation, biological process: L-arginine biosynthetic process. The record is from RefSeq and is a predicted model, not a curated record. Gene Ontology annotation, molecular function: ATP binding; acetylglutamate kinase activity; L-glutamate N-acetyltransferase activity, acting on acetyl-CoA as donor. Gene Ontology annotation, cellular component: chloroplast thylakoid; cytoplasm. The transcript is spliced from 2 exons.